Molecule: messenger RNA, 1132 nt
Organism: Haliotis rubra (blacklip abalone)
Lineage: Eukaryota; Metazoa; Mollusca; Gastropoda; Lepetellida; Haliotidae
Product: carbohydrate sulfotransferase 15-like
Exons: 7
Coding region: 1-1050 (349 amino acids)
Biological process (GO): hexose biosynthetic process
Molecular function (GO): N-acetylgalactosamine 4-sulfate 6-O-sulfotransferase activity
Source: RefSeq, a predicted model, not a curated record
AUGCCUCCAUACUUAACACAAUCACUUAUUGGUAUUUCUGAAUCACCAAAUACGGACUCAUUGGGAAACAAUUGGAACAGGACAUCACUGCUGUCAGACUACAAGAACCCGUGCUGGAAGGCCCGGAACGAUACGAUCCAAUGCCUCCCGUAUUUCCAUCUCAUUGGAUCCGACAAAUGCGGAUCUACUGAUCUGUUCAACAGAAUUACUCAUCACCCGGAUGUAGAGACGUGUACAUGUACUCUUGGGAAGGAGUCCAGCUACUGGAGCUGGCGUCGCUAUGGUUUCUUUCAUAAAAGAAUGAAUGAUCGUCAUCAAACGUUUUCUGACUACAUCGACGUGUUCAGAGAGGCAUCUGUUAAAAUAAAAGCUCACACAGUCAAUGGCUAUCACUCUGAAAUUGUAGGGGACGGAACACCGAUGGACUUCUGGGAUUUCCGCGGAUGGACGAGAAUCCCUCAGAACAGAGGGCUUAAAGAACCUUUAGUUCUUACUCCACAUUUAAUGCGCCAUGUGUAUAAACAUAUGAAGUUCCUUCUAAUCUUCAGGAAUCCGAUAGACAGGUUAUAUUCGGACUACUUUUUCAUGAAUUAUGGACAUUCACCUGAAUCAUUCCACGACCAUGUUAUCCUUUCCAUCAGAAUGAUGGAGAACUGCAUCCGGGACAAUUCUUUGAGAACAUGCAUGUUCAGUUGGAAGAUGUACCAUCAACUGCCGACCCGACUCCAUAUUGGCUGUUACUCGGUGUUUCUCAAGGAAUGGCUUGCUGUCUUUCCGCGAGAGGACUUCCUCAUCUUGAAGACAGAGGACUACAAGAUAGAUGCACUGGGGACUCUCCGAGACGUCUUCAACUUUUUAUUACUACCUCCACUGAAUGAAACGGCUAUGGACAAUCUCACAGAACUGAAAAGACGACACGAAACCAAGUCUAAGAAACGUGCUCCGGCAAUGAAGAAUAUUACAAGAACAAUACUCCAUGAAUUUUACGCUGAAUAUAAUAAAGAACUCGCUUUUAUACUACAAGAUGACAGAUUCCUAUGGGAGACAUGACGGUGACAAGUGGCAUAACCUUCUCUUAUGUGUAUUAUUUAAAAAUCGUGUAAAUAAAUUUCAUUAAAAUGUUGAUAAUUUA